Schizophyllum commune H4-8 is the source of this 990-nucleotide messenger RNA. RefSeq lists its product as uncharacterized. The record is from RefSeq and is a predicted model, not a curated record. Lineage: Eukaryota; Fungi; Basidiomycota; Agaricomycetes; Agaricales; Schizophyllaceae. The transcript has 7 exons. Bases 47 to 937 code for a protein of 296 amino acids.
AACAAAUUCGACUUUACUACCGAUUUGCAGCACGCAUUUCGCCGGCAUGUCGGACCCCGCCAGUAUCAAAGCGCUGCUCGAUCAGCUUCGGGAGUCUGACGAAUGGCAGAAAGUGGCGAGCACAUCUGCGAGUUCGGCGCCGAUUAUAGGUGGUCCAUUGCCACUCAGGACAACUGAGGGUCCGGGGCCUAUGCUCGUAGAUCCAAGCCCAGAGUCUGCAGACGCGGGGGCUAUAGCAGUUGACCCAAGGCCCUCACAACCAACUGCGCCACCAGCAACGGCGCCCACCCCUUCCGUGGCGGAGUUACUCUCUCAGUUGCAGCAACCGGUCGCGCCUCCACCUGGAAUAUCUUCCUCUGGCCGAGAUCUCCAUCUGCCUGCGCACGGUGGUCUUCGUGGUCCUUCGCGUCCUCCUGUUCCUUUCAUAGGAGAUGCUCGCGCCUCCGCCGACCCACCGACUUUCAUACCGGUCGAAUCGCCCACGCCGGAGCCCGCUGCACCUCGGAAGGACCCGCGGUCGCUGAACUAUGCGGAAUCGCUGACUGCUUUGGGUCGGCUGUCCAGCGACGCCGAGUUUCUGUCGUUUUUGAAGCAGCUCAAGCGCGAGCAAGAUGAGCUUGAGAGGAAGCUCGCCACUGAGCGCGAAGGGAUCCGGAAGAAGCACGAGGAGAAGGUGCGGGUGGCGAAGACAAAAGCCACGAUGAUAGGCGGAGGGAUCAGCGCACAUGAGGCAGACAUGUUGCAAAGAGCAUACCGGAAAGACCUCGAGAAUUUCGACCGUGAGCGCGUAUUGUCUGCAUGGCGAGCGCUCGUCAAGACGCAGCAGGCGGCGAUGGAAAAGCGUGCGGUGCCGGCGAUGUUCGUUACAACUGCGAAGGCGGAUAUGCAGCGUCAGAAGAGGGUGAUCUCGGUCCUGGAAGAUAUGAUAAGCGACUAGGUGGACGUAUUCAAUGCUCAAUACGAUACUCGUCGGGUACCCGCCACGAGGGA